This is a messenger RNA of Eimeria necatrix, 1500 nucleotides long. RefSeq lists its product as hypothetical. NCBI's taxonomy places the organism in Eukaryota, Apicomplexa, Conoidasida, Eucoccidiorida, Eimeriidae. The transcript is spliced from 8 exons. The record is from RefSeq and is a predicted model, not a curated record. Bases 1 to 1500 code for a protein of 499 amino acids.
AUGCUGCACAAUCCCCACGUAGAAAGCGUGAAAGACAUAUACUUCGCGAAGGACUUCCGCGCCAUCGUCUUCACCGGCAUUCAACUCGCAGUCGACUUGCGCGCUGCCGGCGACGCCUUCGAGAAGGCGCUCCGCUUGAGGGACCAGCACAUGCUGCCGUCUCUGCUCGUCGUCCGGAACGUCCCCGCUGUGCGCAUGGAGAGGGAUGGCAGCUUGUCGCCUUGCGGCUACGUCACGGUUCGCAAACACAAAGCGUUUCGGUGGAUCGUGUCCCUUGCCCCCUCCAACGCAAGAGCCUACGACGUCUUCGACAUGGUGGAAGGCUUGGAACUCGGAAACUGUUCUGGCCUUUUUGUCAUCGGCACCUGGAUUCUGGACUUGCGGACAUUUUCAGCUUUGAAAAUGCUGUUCCGCUCGGAUCUCCGAAAUUCAAGAACUACGCCUCCCGAGUAUCUGUUCGAGGCCGCCUUCGAGGCCUUCGGAGGCGUUUUGGGCCAGCAAGAGGGCGAUGAUGGCUUAGAAGACCCGCUCGAGCUCGGGAGACCUGAAGAGGUUACAGGAAGCACGGCCUUACCCGUCAGUUCGGAAGGAACCCAAGAGAGAGGGACCCCAAGCUCACUUCCCGAGGCGGAACCAUCGGAUGAAGAAGAAGGCAAUAAACUGCCAGAGCACGCGUGUGAUGCUUUGCCCGGCAGUCCGCUGAAACAAAGUCUGUCCUUGGAGGACCAGCAGCAGGAACGUUUUGAAGAAGAUACGACGCUCUCAGCUGCUUCAAUGAAAGCGAAUGAGGCAACACACUCGAGGGGGAAGCAUCCGCGACUUAGUGCCGGUUCCUGUUUUCAAGAUCGAGAGCACAGUGCUGUCGCACCGAAGCCUUUCUAUGAAGACAGUGGAAGCCACGCAGCGAUGAAACAUGACGAACAUAUCGAUUCCUGUCCCAAAAGAGAACCAGUCAGCAUUUUGCAAAACGGAGAAACUCGCUGCCGGCUACCGACCGACGCCCCAUACAAGGAUCUUUCCGUGCAAUUUCCCCAAUCGGAACAGUGGCUAGAACGGCCAAAAGAUAUGCAAGCAGCAUCUACCCUUAGCAGGGAAGAGACAAGAGAAGAUGACCAGCACACACCAAUAGCCGUGAAGGCUGAAAAGGCGGAAUGCCUGAGGAACAAUAACACGAGCCAUCGGUGUUUGACGACGACCACAUCCGAUGUGCAUGACGAAUUCGAAACACGGACAAAUUCUUUCGGAGAUCACAGUGCUGAGAAGCCUGGUACAGAUGAGAACAAUCAGGUCGGAGUCGCUAAGGCCAACGACGGAGAAACACCGCCUCUUGAGACAUCCACCGCUGCAAAAGCCACUUUCGAUGAAGUCAUCGAAAAACAACUGCGUAGUUGGAUGGCUGUGAACAGCGUCAAAUAUUGCGGUCAUAAGUCUUCUGCUCUGGUUGAAAGAUGUUAUCCUUCCCAUGAAUUUGAGUACUGGGCUGUUGAGGAAGAUAUUUAA